UUCGUUUUCGUUUGGAAAUAACUUGGAUAUUCUAACGAAUUUCCUGCAUAAAAUCAGCGUUUGUGUGGCUGUCUGAAGAUGGAGAUGGACAUGGCAAAUAAAAAAAAGAGAUAAAUUUUUUAUUUUGGUUGAAGAAUUUUGAAAAUAGUUUAUGUGAUUCCGGAUUGAUUUAAAUAAUUUUUUUAGAGAAAAUUUUGUCUUUUAAAGCGUAACUUUACAUUUGUUUCUGGUAAUGAACGAAUGCCAGAACACUAAAAAGUGCUAAAAAUGCGAACAACUUCACAAUCAAAAAAUAAUUUGUAAUACAAUAUUUCAAAUAUUGGGAAAAAGAUCAUAAGACUGGAAAUGGGAAAAAGAGCUUGGGUGCUGGGAUUAUUCAUGUGCAAAAGUGUAUCCUACUUGCAAGGAGUGUCUGUCAGCGCCUCGAUCAACACGUUGGUGGCUAUUUCUAUAGACAGAUUCGUUGCCAUUUGCUACCCUUUAAAAUGCCAGAUGACUACCAGCUUGGCACGCAAAAUUAUAGCUGUCAUCUGGAUCUUUUCUAUGCUUAUUACUCUGCCCUGGGCUCUGUAUUUCGAGUUGGAGUCCGUCAACUCAGACAUCCAUUAUUGUGUGGAACGAUGGCCGCAUGAAGAGUCCGAAAAGGCGUACUUUCUUGGAGCCAAUCUCGGGCUCUGCUAUCUGUUACCUCUAUGCAUUAUAUCUUUGUGCUACGUAGGUAUCUGGAUUAAAGUUUGGAGACGAAGCAUACCAGGAGAGACGAAGGGGACAAAUGCAGAUGUUGUCAUGCAAAGAUCAAAGUUAAAGGUAGUAAAGAUGAUGAUCAUCGUGGUGGUCCUAUUUGUCUUGUCUUGGCUUCCACUCUAUAUCAUCUUCACCAUGGUGAAAUUGGGAAUAACGGUGGAGGAAAACAGCACCGCAGAGCAGGUACUCGUCGUUAUGGUGCCCAUCGCUCAAUGGCUGGGAGCUUCCAACAGCUGCAUCAACCCAGUACUCUACACUUUUUGCAACAAAAAAUUCCGGAAGGGAUUCUUGGCAAUCAUCAAAAGUCGUUCCUGUUGCGGAACUCUGCGCUAUGAGACAGCGCACAAGGGCACCAAAAGCACAGUCUUGAGAAGCACUUUUAAGUCACGCUGUGAAACACAGACAGAAUAUGUCAACUCUUCACAAGUAUAAUUCUGAAAAAAUGUCUUUCUAAUUGGUGCACGUGCUAUUUAGGAUAGGAUAACUGAGCAAUCUCUGGAUAUCAUCAAUCACUGAACAUAUAGAUUUUAAAUGUUAAGAAUAUGUAUUGCAUAUAAGUUUAUUCAAUGUUUAUUGUAAAUGUUGUUCGUUGAGCUGGUUGAAGCAUAUUCAUUCAGAAAGAACACAUGAUAAAUGUAUAUGGAGUAUAAGUAUUGACUUCCUGCGAGAAUUGCUUCUUUACACGUAUUGCAAAAAUUAUAAUAAUACUCAUCUGGAAGCGGUGUUGAUGGAACUAAUUCGUUAUAUUUCUUGAACAUGUGCUAUCGCAAUGGUAAUGCCUGAAUGGCAAAUGAUAAUGAUGACAGAUGUUAAUGAUUAUUUCUUGAAGUUACGUCAAGAGACAUUAAUGCAUAAUCAUUACAGAUGGUGAAGUGACUAUUUAAUAAUUCUUGAUGAUGUUACAUUCUCUAUCGUGAUGCCAAUGGCAGAUUGACAAGAAUUUCUUCACCUAAAUUAACAGUAACUUCUCAGAAAUGCAUCAGUGAGUAUUAAUACAUAACUGGAAGCAGCGACGGAGUGACUAUCUUAUAAACAUUGUCGAUGCCAGGAUUUUCUGAUACAUUCAUUACUACAAUGGACAUUCGGAAAGUAAAGAUUUUGAGCAUUGUCAACCCGAUAUGCAAUGAAACAUUUCUUUCUAAGCAUGCAAAAAAUGUCCCAGUUAUGUUCUCCGAUUUCAGUUAAAACACCGUCAAUUGUAUUAUGUGUUUCUAAUUGCUAACAACAACAAAAACACUUCCUAAUGAAUCGCACCGUACCACUCUUUAAAGUUUGUGACAUAAGUGUUGUUUCUUCGGUGCACUUUCAGAUUACCAAGUUUUAUUCUUAUUUCAAUAUCCAAUGGCUUAUGCACCUACCAUAAGUAUCUAUUGAUUGGUUGGUUAUCCUGUCACUAAGUGUUUGAUGGCUUGGUAUUCACAACUUUUACAAUACUUUAUUGUGGAAAAUUAGUAGAUAGUGUCGUAGUAUCAACACUUGUUGUAAAAGUUCAAAAAUAUAUCUUAAUGUGAAAUUUUGUGCAAUACAUUUUUAAGGUGAUAGUAUUGAUAUUAAUAUAAUAAGCUGUUUUACUCAUUCAUUAUAAAUGAAAAUUACGCCACGUGACUUUAUCAAUCAAAUUCUUUGUCUUUCAUCAUAAUUAAAAAAUCAUACUUAUAUUUUUAAGAUUUAGCAUACGUCAACUUCAAUUUGUUUUUAAUAAAAAAAGCUUUCACAUCAUAUUUGAGGGUUAGUAAGUUUUCAUAUAUUGUAUUCCUUUAAGGUGUAUGUAUACACUUGAAAUUUCGAAAAUCGUUCAAAAUACCGAAUAUUUUUUUAUUGCUUAAUAAAGUUCUCUGAUCCUUUAGCUUUCAAACGAUACCAAGAUGUUGUCAAUAUUCGAAAUAUUUCUCGUGUUAUAAUUACUUUUCUUGAGGUGCUUUCAUUAAAAACUCUAGUUACGCUGUUUUUAAAACUCAUUUUAUGAAGAACCAUAUUUUCCCACUAUGUUGCUUCAUUCAAACAAUCAUAACUCAACAAGAAAUUAUCCAAAUAAAGUUAUUUAUAUAUCAAAAUAAUCUAUAUGAAAUAGCGGAUGUUUUGUGCCUCAAUCAAAGUUAUAUUUAUAUAAAUAAAUUUUUAAUAGCUAUUUAAAAGUUAAAAUUACAGAAAAAAUCCCGCUUUUUCUAUUCAUCGUUGAUUAAAAAAUUGUUUUAAUAAAACUACAUAUUUUUAUAACUUGAUUGAGGCAGACAACAUGAAGACUAAUAUUAGGCAUCAUUUCCAACUUGAAUUGUGUGUCUGUACAAAUUAGAAUUUAAGAUAUCGUGUU
Messenger RNA from Argiope bruennichi, 3055 nucleotides. RefSeq names its product neuropeptide SIFamide receptor-like. The transcript is spliced from 4 exons. Gene Ontology annotation, cellular component: membrane. Gene Ontology annotation, biological process: G protein-coupled receptor signaling pathway. The record is from RefSeq and is a predicted model, not a curated record. Lineage: Eukaryota; Metazoa; Arthropoda; Arachnida; Araneae; Araneidae. Bases 346 to 1176 code for a protein of 276 amino acids. Gene Ontology annotation, molecular function: peptide binding; neuropeptide Y receptor activity.